UGCUCAUAAGAGGAGACACGGGUGAGUCAGGGUGGCAGUAACUUAGGCUAACAGUUGCGUCUUCCACCUUAGCUAAACUCAGGCGUCAUGUGGAGCAAAAAAUAAUGAGCUCACUGAAAGUCACCCAGUGGUCGCUGUGAAGCGUCAGAUGCAAAUAGUUUGGGAAAAGAUGUGAAGGCGUCGGAAUGGCAGUUGACGGGGCAAAUAACGAAGCAGCGCUAACGGUACUGUUAACCCGUUAGGUCCGUGGCAGCUAGCUAACGCAGAGAGCCCGUGCUGUAACGUUAGUUACCCAGGUUGAGUCUGUGUUGGACAACAAAAGCAGACCGACGCACCUGUGGGGAUUUUGGGGAAAACUCAAGCAGGCACAUCACACCAGAAGACCACAGUCACAGUGGAUGUUUGUUUUAAGCAGCACAUGGCCUGUAUUCUGCUGACAGACAUGGACCCACCUACCUCCAGUCCUACAGCACAUUACAAUGGCCUUCCCUCUGACCUUGACCCAGUCACUAGACCUGACCCCAAGCAGGAUAUGGAGGCCACCUGCCUGACCGUCCGCCUUUACUACCUCGGGAAGGAUGGAGGAGGGGGCGGGCCCAACUGUUCAGAAAGUGUGCUUACGUUUCCACCUGGGGAGUACAUAGCAGAGGAUCUGUGCAUCAGUGCAGCGAAAGCAUGUGGGAUUGCGCCAGUGUACUGCAACUUGUUUGGCCUGAUGAGGGAGAGUGACCGAAUAUGGUUCCCUCCGAAUCACAUCUUUAAACUGCACCAGCCAGCCACUGAGAGCCUGCACUUCAGAAUCAGAUACUAUUUUCCUGGCUGGUAUAACAGCGGUAGUUCAAUGUACGCCCAUCGCUAUGGCAUGUCCAAGGGGAUGGAGAGCCCUGUGAUGGAUGAUUGUGUCAUGGCAUACCAUUUUUUCCAGUGGCGCAGCGACUUUCUGAACGGCUUGGUUACUAUUCCAGUGAGCCAUGAAGCCCAGGAGGAGUGUCUGGGCAUGGCGGUGCUGGACAUGAUGAGGCUCGCCAAAGAUAGUGGUCAGUCACCUGUAGAGAUCUGCAAUGAUACCAGCUACAAGUCCUUAUUACCUAAAUGCAUGCGAAGCCGCAUCCAAGAAUAUAACAUCUUGACUCGGAAGAGGAUCCGCUAUCGCUUCAAGAGAUUCAUCCAGCAGUUCAGUGAAUGCAAGGCCACGGUGUGUAACCUCAAGCUCAAGUACCUGAUGAGCCUGGAGAUGCUGCUGCCCUCCCUCUACUCUGAGCGCUUCCAAGUCACAGACCUCUCUGCACGCGAGGUUACUAUUGUCGUCAUGGGCAACAAGGGCAUCCUGUGGUCAAAAGGGAAAGAGGAGGAGGGAGCAGAGGAGGAGCUACAGACAUACUGUGACUUCCCAGAGGUGAUUGACAUCAGCAUCAAACAAGCUAAUAAGGAAGGCUCUGUGGAGAGUCGCAUAGUGACCCUCACCAGACAGGACAACCAGAUCCUGGAACUGGAGUUUAAUUCACUCUCAGAGGCUCUGUCAUUCGUGUCGUUAGUCGAUGGGUACUAUAGACUCGUUGCAGAUGCCCAUCAUUACCUGUGUAAAGAGGUGGCUCCGCCAAGACUUCUGGAGUGCAUUCAGAGCUACUGCCAUGGCCCCGUGUCGAUGGAGUUUAUGAUUGAUAAACUGCGUCGCUCUGGUAACCACCAAGGCCUGUACAUCCUCCGCUGCAGCCCCAGGGACUACGACAAAUACUUCAUGUCCUUUGUGGUGGGGUAUGAAAGUAUGGUGGACUAUAAGCACUGCCAGAUCGUGAAGACUGAGGCAGGAGAGUACAUUCUGAGUGGUGCUAAGAGGAGCUUUGGCUCACUCAGGGAACUUCUGCACUGCUACCAAAAGGAGGCGCUCCGCACUGAUGGAUACACAUUCCAGCUGACCAGGUGCUGCCCACCCACCCUCAAAGAUAAAUCCAACCUGCUGGUGUGUAGAAACAAUCAAGGUGCAGAGCUUCCACUGUCUCCCUCGCUCCACAAGCACAACAUCAGCCAGAUGGUCUUCCACAAGAUCCGAAAAGAGGACCUCGUCAUUAAUGAGAGUCUGGGCCAAGGAACUUUCACCAAGAUCUUUUGCGGUGUGAGAAAGGAGCUGGGUGACUACGGAGAGAUGCACCAGAUAGACGUUGUCAUCAAGAUCCUGGAUAAGGCUCACCGCAACUAUUCAGAGUCUUUCUUUGAAGCAGCCAGUAUGAUGAGCCAGCUCUCCCAUAAGCACUUACUCCUCAACUAUGGCGUGUGUGUUUGUGGAGAUGAGAACAUGAUGGUGCAGGAGUAUGGUAAAUUUGGUUCAUUGGACACCUACCUGAAAAAGAAUAAGAGCUGUGUUAACAUCACCUGGAAACUAGAAGUAGCCAAGCAGCUAUCCUGGGCUAUGCACUACCUGGAGGAUAAGAACCUCAUCCAUGGAAAUGUUUGUGCCAAGAAUGUUCUUUUGAUCAGAGAGGAGGAUCGGAUGACAGGCAGCCUGCCCUUUAUCAAACUCAGUGACCCGGGUAUCGGCAUCACCGUGCUGCCCAAAGAAGUUCUGGUGGAGCGUAUCCCAUGGGUGCCGCCCGAGUGCAUUGAAAACCCCCAAAACCUGAGUUUAGCCACAGACAAGUGGGGUUUUGGGACCACCCUAUGGGAGAUCUGCAGUGGGGGAGACAAACCACUCAGCACCCUGGACUGCUCCAAGAAGAACUUGUUCUAUGAGGACAGGCACCAGCUGCCGGCUCCUAAAUGGACAGAGCUGGCCAAUCUGAUCAACAGCUGUAUGGACUACGAGCCCUCACACCGACCCUCCUUCAGAGCAAUUAUCAGAGAUCUCAACAGUCUGUUCACACCAGACUAUGAGCUGCUGGUGGAGAGCGAUAUGGUGCCCAACAGGACAAGAGGCUUCGGCUUCCCGUGGGCCUCUGAAAGCCAGGAGACUGCCCAGUUUGAGGAGAGGCACCUCAUCUUUCUCAAGCUGCUGGGCAAAGGAAACUUUGGGAGCGUGGAGAUGUGCAGGUACGACCCCCUGCAGGACAGCACAGGAGAGGUGGUGGCCGUGAAGAAACUACAGCACAGCACAGCCGAGCAUGUCAGGGACUUUGAGCGGGAAAUCGAGAUCCUCAAAUCCCUUCAGCAUGAAAACAUUGUCAAAUACAAAGGAGUCUGCUAUAGUGCAGGACGAAGGAACCUGCGGCUGAUCAUGGAAUAUCUCCCCUAUGGCAGCUUGAGAGAUUAUCUCAUCAAACACAAGGACCACUUUGACUCCAAGAAACUGCUGCACUAUGCAUCACAGAUUUGUAAGGGUAUGGACUACCUUGCCAUGAAGCGAUACAUCCACAGAGACCUGGCCACUCGAAACAUUCUGGUGGAGAGCGAGAUGAGGGUGAAGAUCGGUGAUUUUGGCCUGACCAAGGUGCUGCCACAAGACAAAGAGUACUACACUGUCAGAGAGCCUGGGGAAAGCCCCAUCUUUUGGUAUGCUCCAGAGUCACUGACAGAGAGCAAGUUCUCUGUGGCAUCAGAUGUUUGGAGUUUCGGUGUUGUCCUCUAUGAACUCUUUACUUACAGUGACAAAAACUGCAGCCCACCAGCGGUAUUCAUGGAGAAGAUGGGAAAUGAAAAGCAGGGUCAGAUGAUCGUCUACCAUCUGAUAGACCUGCUCAAACAGGGAUAUAGGUUGCCUGCUCCUGAUAAUUGUCCAAAGGAGAUUCACAAGAUGAUGACUGAGUGUUGGAGCAGUGAACCGAGAAUGCGUCCUACUUUCAAGACAUUAAUCCACAGUGUGGAUUCUGUACGAGACAGCAAGGACGAUGAGCGGCAUUGAUCCCUGGAACCUUUGACCUUUUAGGUGUUGACUCCCGGGAGUCAGUGCUCACAGGUCUUAACAGAACAAUGAAUGUCUUGGUGAUGUCUGGGUUUACUGCAGUGAUGCGGUCUCAAGUAUCCCCCCCCCCUUUUGGUGCUCUGCGUGUCUGUCAGCUCAAAUAACAUGAGUGGUGACAUCCACUUUCUUUGCAGUUUACUCACUUCCACCUAUAGCCACACAAACUAUACAAAUGAUCAAUUAGUACACUACAUCGGACUCGGACACCAAACAAAACAUUUCUGAUGCCUUUUAAGAACAUUUCAGUAUGGGAUAUAUUAUUUUCUUUGUGUUAUUUCUACAUGUUUUGCUUUACAAAUGGAUUUAGACAAUAGCGUGUGGACUGGAGGAAAGAUUCGGUUCUUUAAGAAUUCACGAUGUUCUCUACUUUCAGUAAGUUGUGUUAAAUAUUUAAGCCUAAAGACAAUAUGCUCACUCCUUUUUGUACUUUUAUUUUUCUCAAAUGCGACCUAUUUUGUUUAACCAGAGAGGCCAGCCACCUGAAUACACACUUGAACUGAACCUCACUUUUAAGGAGACAGACUUUUUGCUUGAUAGUUUUCACGACUUGAUAAAGGACAGACGCACCAGCUAUACUUCUGUCACAAGGGGACCCACUAUGAACAUCUCUACAAGCGAGUCAGAUUUCUGCUGUCACAGUGGACGUGUGUUUUUGUGUGUGUUCCAGAUAUUCAUUGCACAUUGAGGAAGAUUCAGUGUUUUAUUCUGAGCCAGUGAAGCCUGUCUUAAGUGGUGUUCGUGUGCUAUGACUACACAUCUUUCCACACAAGAGAGGUCAGGCAUAACUCGCCUGUAGUUUGUUUACAUUAUUUUAUGCACAAACAAUGAAAUACAUUGGGGACACAGCAAUAACUGCUCAUUAUUAAUCUUGGAGAACUAGGUAUCUAGUAGUGUCAUCGUGGGCUCAUACAGUACCGUAUCAUUUUUGUUUUUAAAGGAAACUGGAAAUGAUGGUGUUGCCUGUAUAUAUUUUACAGUAUGACGUGUUGUAAGGCUGUACUAUCUGCUAUCUAAUGUGAAAAGUUGAAUAGUUUAUUUUGCUGAAAGGUGGAGAAAGGGUAAUGAAGGGAGUUCCUUUUAUUUUCGGCAGUUGAUGCAAACCUUGGUUUUAUUUAAAACUCAUUUGACUUUCGUUUAUUAUUUUUCCAUCCAUGUAAAUAUAUAUAUGUUGAAUGUGUGUGUUAUGAUGUGCAUUACUUUGUUGACCACAAAUGUAUCAGUGGUCACAAGGAGAUAAAAAAAACAAAACAACAACAACAAUUAUUUGAAUGUUUAAAACUUUAUGUACCAAAUGUUAAUGAUUGAAGGAAGCAGAGUUGGUCAAUAUUUGGAAUAGCUUUCUUUCUUUCUAAUUUUAAAAUGUCCUCAAGGUUGUUUUAUGCUGUAAACGGCAGGCCACAAACACGCACGUACAAAAUGUCACGACGGAUACCCUCUCGCUUUGCUAGGAAUGAGUCACUGUAAAGCCAAGAGACAAGUUUUCUCACUUACAAACAUACAGUGUGCCUAUGCGCUCCCACGCCCUCACCGCUGGGCAGUAUUUUUGUCUGGUGUGAAAGAGAGAUUGUCAGUUUCUUCAGAGUUGCUAUGUCUACAAUGGAAAAUGUUGGGUUUUUUUCAGAUUUUGUUGUAUGCGACUAUUAUUGUGAUAUGUGAAAGUCCAAAUGUGAUUUUGUGAAAUAUCAUUUUAUAUCCAGAGAUUUUCAGACAAACGGAUUUUUAACCAGAUUAAACUGGCGCUUCUUUCCAUUUAUUUUAAUUUGUUGCAGUGCGAAUGACGUGAUGGCUGGUUUUGUCAUGUGAUGGCAACCCACAGCUCCCUUUUUAAUACAUUUCGGUGUAAUUAGAUGUAAAUACUGAAAGAUGGAGUAUAUUCGUGGUGUGUAUACUUUUAUUAAACAACACAUACUGUAGUAUUAGACAUGAAAAUUGUACUUGUCAAUCUCAGUGUGGCUUCACAUUAAAGUUCAGUCAAACAGUUAA
Molecule: messenger RNA, 5875 nt
Organism: Micropterus salmoides (largemouth bass)
Lineage: Eukaryota; Metazoa; Chordata; Actinopteri; Centrarchiformes; Centrarchidae
Gene: jak2a
Product: Janus kinase 2a
Exons: 24
Coding region: 419-3832 (1137 amino acids)
Biological process (GO): intracellular signal transduction; cell surface receptor signaling pathway via JAK-STAT; peptidyl-tyrosine phosphorylation
Cellular component (GO): membrane; cytoskeleton; cytosol
Molecular function (GO): non-membrane spanning protein tyrosine kinase activity; ATP binding; cytokine receptor binding
Source: RefSeq, a predicted model, not a curated record